AGUUCACCCAGUCUCCGCCUCCUGCAACGGCCCGUUCUUCAAAACUCUCCGCCUCCGCAAUAAAUGAGCCAGCCACUUCUUCUUCCACCCCCGCGUCCCGAACGGCUACUCUUCUUCCCUCCUUCCUUCCUUGUCCUUGACUAUUCAUUCAGGCUUCAGCCAAGCCAGCCCGGCCGCUUCGCCGACGCGCCAUCCAUGCCGCCGAAGCGCGCGUGCCGGGUGGCGCUCCUCGCCGCGGCGGCCGCAUACCUGCUCUUCCUCCUCCUCUUCGAGCUGCCCUCCGUCUCCGUCGCCCCCACCGGCCACCGCCCCCACCCCCGCCGCCGCGAGCUCGAGGCCCUCCGCUCCUCCUCCGCGGCUCCGCUCCGGCCCUACAAGCGCACCUUCCCUUCCUCCCAUGCCCCCCGCCGCUCACGUCUCGCCGUGUCCUCCAUCCGCUUCCGCCGCCCCGACAACGCCUCCUCCAUCGAGGCCUCCGCGUCGUCCGCCUUCGCCGCCGCGGGCCCCCUCCUCCCGCGCCUCCUCUCCUCCUCUUCCUCUUCCGCAUCCCCGUCCCCCUCCCCGUCCGCCUCCGCGUCUUGCCCCGCCACGGUUUCGGUGCCCAGAGACCGGCUCGCGGGCAGCAGGGGAGUCGCUGUGGAGCUGCCGUGCGGCAUGGCCGUGGGGUCCCGCGUGACGGUGGUGGCGCGGCCGACGCGGAGAGAGGGUGCGGUGGCGUCGCAGUUCAUGGUGGAGCUGCUGGGGACCAAGGCCGUGCAGGGGGAGGAGCCGCCCAGGAUACUGCACUUCAACCCCAGGAUCAGCGGGGACUUCAGCGGCCGCCCCGUCAUCGAGCUCAACACCUGCUACCGGAUGCAGUGGGCUCUGCCGCAGCGCUGCGAGGGGUGGGCGUCCCGGCCCGACGAGGACAAGGUUGAUGGGAAACUGAAGUGUGAGAAAUGGAUUCGGCGGGAUGAUGGCACCAAGUCGGAGGAGGAAUCAAGAAUGAAGUGGUGGUUGAACAGUUUGAUAGGAAGGCCUAAUAAGGUAUCUGAUGAUCGGGCAUACCCGUUUGCAGAGGGCAAGCUGUUUGUUCUAACAAUCACAGCUGGUUUGGAAGGUUACCAUGUCAAUGUCGAUGGGCGGCAUGUUGCGUCAUUCCCUUACCGCACUGGUUACAAUCUUGAGGAUGCCACAGGCUUGUCUUUGAAUGGAGACCUUGAUAUUGAGUCGAUUUUUGCUGCCCAUUUGCCAAAAUCACAUCCAAGCUUCGAUCCAUACAGAUACCUUGAAAUGUCUGAACAGUGGAAGGCAUCGCCACUGCCAACUGAACCUGUUGAGCUUUUCAUUGGCAUUAUUUCUGCAGCCAACCAUUUUGCCGAGCGUAUGGCUGUUCGGAAGUCAUGGAUGAUUGCUACAAGGAUAUCGUCUAAUACUGUUGCCCGGUUUUUUGUUGCGCUGAAUGGGAAAAAGGAGGUCAAUGAAGAGUUGAGAAAGGAGGCAGAGUUCUUUGGUGACAUUGUCCUAGUCCCUUUCAUGGAUAGCUAUGACCUCGUGGUUUUAAAGACUAUUGCCAUUGCUGAGUAUGGGGUGCGUGUUGUUCCAGCAAAAUACAUAAUGAAGUGUGAUGAUGAUACAUUUGUUAGAAUUGAUUCAGUGCUGGAUCAAGUGAAGAAAGUGCAGAAUAGGGGAAGCAUGUACGUGGGGAACAUAAACUACUACCAUAGACCUUUACGAUCUGGAAAGUGGGCUGUGACGUAUGAGGAAUGGGAAGAAGAGGCAUACCCACCAUAUGCUAAUGGACCGGGCUACGUCAUUUCAUCAGACAUUGCUCAGUACAUCGUAUCCGAGUUUGACAAUCAGAUACUAAGACUGUUCAAGAUGGAAGACGUGAGCAUGGGCAUGUGGGUCGAGAAGUUCAACCGGACUCGUCGACCGGUGCAGUAUUCACACGACGGCAGAUUCUACCAGUCCGGUUGCUUCGAUGGCUACUACACCGCGCACUACCAGUCCCCGCAGCACAUGAUCUGCCUGUGGAGAAAAUUGCAAUCUGGGAGCGCCCAAUGCUGCAACGCCAGGUGACAAGGGGCUACUUUUAGCUAUUUGGAAUCAUCAGCAAGGUUUGGGCUUACUUUGGAGGCAGAGGGGCUUGUAGAAUCAUGAGCAAGGAUGGGUUUGGACUUAAGUUGGAGGCGCUCCUUUCUGGACCUUGUAGCUUGCACGAUUCGUUCGUUCUUUCGGUCAGUGGCUGAUUCAGCUGCUGAUGCUGACACUAGCUUAGAUGCUCUUGCUAAUUAUGCUCGUAUAUAUGUCAAUUGUUUUUGACCUAGGAACUAAGAGCUUUCUGAUCUUACGUGUAUAUCGAGGGAAAAUAUAUUAUGAGUUCUGUGUUGUGUUGUAUCUUCGGCGGAAAGUCUAACGUGAACCUACUUCCAUCUGCACCACUUCGCGCGUGAGUUUAUAAACCCACAUUUUGAAGAAAAAUUCUUAAGAUGUCA
Molecule: messenger RNA, 2477 nt
Organism: Brachypodium distachyon (stiff brome)
Lineage: Eukaryota; Viridiplantae; Streptophyta; Magnoliopsida; Poales; Poaceae
Product: hydroxyproline O-galactosyltransferase GALT6
Exons: 7
Coding region: 64-2061 (665 amino acids)
Cellular component (GO): Golgi membrane
Molecular function (GO): carbohydrate binding; galactosyltransferase activity
Source: RefSeq, a predicted model, not a curated record